CUCUCUCUCUCUCUCUCUCUCUCUCUCUCUCUCUCUCAUGUCAAGGGUGGAAGAGGAAGCACAAGGGGAUUAUACACAAGAUGGUACCUUCGACCUCAAAGGUAGACCAGUUCUUAGAUCAAAGACUGGAAAAUGGAAGGCUUGCUACUUCAUUGUUGGGUAUGAAGCUAUUGAGAGGAUGGCUUACUAUGGGAUUGCAUCAAAUCUAGUGAUAUAUCUCACAAACAAGCUCCAUGAAGGCACUGUAGAAUCAUCAAACAAUGUGACUAACUGGAUAGGCACUGUUUGGAUGACACCCCUUAUUGGUGCAUACAUCGCAGACACUUAUCUUGGUCGAUACUGGACUUUCAUGAUAGCUUCCUCAAUUUACCUUAUGGGUAUGAUAUUGUUAACGCUGGCUGUUUCGUUAUCGGCCUUACACCCCCCGUCGUGUGGGGAUGGGGUGAAGGAGCAAGAUUGUGACAACAAGGCCUCAGCACUCCAAAUAGGGAUCUUCUACCUAGCCUUGUACAUAAUUGCAAUAGGAACUGGUGGAACCAAGCCUAAUAUCUCAACCAUGGGGGCUGAUCAAUUUGAUGACUAUGAGCCUAAGGAGAGGUUCCAAAAGCUCUCCUUCUUCAAUUGGUGGAUGUUUAGCAUCUUCUUAGGCACCCUCUUCUCCAACACAUUCCUCGUCUACAUCCAAGAUAACGUGGGUUGGACCGUUGGCUAUGCCCUCCCAACAGUGGGGCUUGCAGUAUCGAUCAUGGUCUUUAUUGUUGGGACGCGCUUCUAUAGACAUAAGCCCCCCUCCGGUAGCCCCUUGACCAGGAUGGCCCAGGUGCUUGUGGCUACCGUGAGGAAGUGGAGGGUGGUUGUACCCGACGAACCUAAAGAACUCCAUGAGCUCCCCAGGGAGCACUACUCGGGUUCUGGCAAGUUCAGAUUGGACCAUACAUCUACACUAAGGUUUCUGGACAAAGCUGCAGUACAGAGCGGUCCCAAGUCGAAGUGGAUGUUGUGCCCGGUAACUCAAGUGGAAGAAACAAAGCAAAUGAUGAAGAUGAUCCCAAUCCUAGUAGCAACAUUCAUCCCCAGCACACUCCUCCCCCAAACCCAAACCCUCUUCAUCAAGCAGGGCGCCACACUUGAGAGGGGCAUCGGCCCCGGCUCCUUCAAGAUCCCCCCGGCCUCCCUCAACGCCUUCGUCACCCUCUUCAUGCUGGUCACCAUCGUCCUCUACGACCGCCUCCUCGUCCCCUUGAUCCGAAAAUACACCAACAACCCCAGGGGCCUAACCCUCCUCCAGCGCAUGGGGAUCGGCCUCGUCCUCCACAUAAUCAUCAUGGCCACGGCCUCCUUAGCCGAGAGGCACCGCCUCAGCGUUGCUCACAGGAAUGGAAUCACCGGGAAGGACGAGAUAGUGCCUCUAUCCAUCUUCAUCCUUCUACCCCAGUUCGCCCUGAUGGGGGUGGCAGAUAACUUCGUGGAGGUUGCGAAGAUCGAGUUCUUCUACGACCAGGCGCCCCACGGGAUGAAGAGCCUCGGCGCGGCCUACUUCACCACCAGCUUGGGGAUUGGAUAUUUCCUCAGUAGCUUUCUUCUCUCGACGGUGGCUGAUGUGACGAAGAGGAAUGGGAAGGGAUGGAUCAUGAACAAUCUCAAUGUGUCGCAUUUGGAUUAUUACUAUGCGUUUUAUGCUGUGAUCAGUGUUGUUAACUUUGUUUUCUUCUUGGUUGUUGCGAGAUUGUUUGUUUAUAACACGGACAUGGCUGACCGGGAACCGGGAGAAGGUCAUGGCGCGGAUUGAUCUCGAUUAUGGCUUUCUGUUAUCAAACUUCUAUUGAUGGUUUGGCGGAUAUAUAAUCGUUGUUGUGUGCUUCCAUGUUUAUAUAUGGAGGCUUAUUUCACUUCUUAUAAGUAAGAGCAAAUUGUUA
Messenger RNA from Salvia splendens (bonfire salvia), 1916 nucleotides. Its product is annotated as protein NRT1/ PTR FAMILY 5.2. Gene Ontology annotation, biological process: transmembrane transport; dipeptide transport. The transcript is spliced from 4 exons. Lineage: Eukaryota; Viridiplantae; Streptophyta; Magnoliopsida; Lamiales; Lamiaceae. Gene Ontology annotation, cellular component: membrane. The coding region runs from base 38 to 1789 and encodes 583 amino acids. The record is from RefSeq and is a predicted model, not a curated record. Gene Ontology annotation, molecular function: tripeptide transmembrane transporter activity; dipeptide transmembrane transporter activity.